Messenger RNA from Saccharomyces eubayanus, 2256 nucleotides. It is a transcript of the gene CDC27, whose product is annotated as anaphase promoting complex subunit CDC27. NCBI's taxonomy places the organism in Eukaryota, Fungi, Ascomycota, Saccharomycetes, Saccharomycetales, Saccharomycetaceae. Gene Ontology annotation, molecular function: protein binding. Gene Ontology annotation, biological process: cell division. The transcript has a single exon. The record is from RefSeq and is a predicted model, not a curated record. The coding region runs from base 1 to 2256 and encodes 751 amino acids.
AUGGCGGUAAAUCCAGAAUUAGCACCGUUUACACUCUCGAGAGGUAUUCCCAGUUCGGAUGAUCAAGCCUUAAACACCAUCAUACAGCUGCAGGACUGUAUACAGCAGGCCAUCCAGCAGCUGAACUAUAGCUCUGCGGAGUUUUUAGCCGAGUUGCUAUACGCUGAAUGCUCUAUAUUGGACAGAUCAAAUGUUUACUGGUCAGAGGCAGUUUAUCUGUACGUGCUUUCCCUGUAUUUAAAUAAAAACUAUCAUACUGCAUUUCAGAUAUCCAAGGAAUUUAAAGAGUACCAUCUCGGUACCGCUUUCAUAUUCGGUCGUUGCGCUUUACAGCUUUCGCAAGGACUGAACGAAGCUAUACUUGCGAUUCUAUCGAUAACGAACGCAUUUUCUUCGAACACUGGUAACAAUAAUAACGCGCAUGUAAAUGCUGUGCUGAAUUCUAAUCUCAUCAAUAUUCCUGAUUUGGCCACUUUGAACUGCUUGCUGGGCAAUCUUUACAUGAAAUUAGACCAUUCCAAAGAAAGUGCGUUUUAUCAUUCUGAGGCAUUAGGGAUAAACCCUUAUCUCUGGGAGUCUUAUGAAGCUAUCUGUAAGAUGAGAGCUACCAUCGAUCUCAAAAGAGUGUUUUUCGACAUCACAAAGCAAAGAAACAAUAGUCAUAGCAAUAACGCUGCUUCAUCGUUACCAACCACAUCAUUAUCGCAUUUUGAACCUCGUUCACAACCAAGCUUAUAUUCAAAAACAACUAAAAAUAAUAACAAUAAUAAUAAUAACACUAAUAAUAACACUAAUAAUAACAAUAAUAAUACACCAUUUCAAUCUUCAAAUUCUCCCCCUUCUACAUCAGCAUCUUCUUUUUCAUCAAUUCAGCAUUUCUCAAGGUCGCAGCAACAGCAACAGCAGUUGAACCCAUCAAUAAGGUCGUACCAAAACAAAAAUAUUCAGACGCCUAAAAACCCAACGAAUAAUAAUAAAGCGUCCUAUGCGUUACCAAAUAAUAUGUCCAUGAAUUUAGCAUCUCCCUCCUCUAAACAACCCACUAUAAGCUCACUGGCUAAAGUUUAUAACAGAAAUAAACUUUUAACAACUCCUCCAUCCAAAUUAUUGAGUAACGACAGAAACUAUCAAAAUAACAACAAUAUAAUGAACAAAACGACUUUCAAAACACCAAGAAACUUGUAUUCUUCAACUGGCAGAUUAACCGCUACGAAGAAAAAUUCAAGAUCUUUAAUAAUUAGUAACUCGAUUUUGACAAAUGAUUAUCCAAUUACGCUGCCUGAAAUUAUGUAUAACUUUGCCUUGAUAUUAAGAUCAUCUUCACAAUAUAAUUCGUUUAAAGCAAUUAGAUUGUUUGAGUCCCAGAUCCCUUCUCACAUUAAAGACACUAUGCCAUGGUGUUUAGUCCAAUUAGGGAAACUGCAUUUCGAAAUCAUUAACUAUGACAUGUCUUUAAAAUAUUUCAACAGAUUAAAAGAUCUACAACCUGCAAGAGUGAGAGAUAUGGAGAUUUAUUCCACGUUAUUAUGGCACUUACACGAUAAAGUAAAGUCCUCCAAUUUGGCAAACGGCCUGAUGGAUACGAUGCCUAAUAAACCUGAGACUUGGUGUUGUAUAGGCAAUUUGCUAUCCCUACAAAAGGACCAUGAUGCUGCAAUAAAAGCUUUCGAAAAAGCUACUCAAUUAGAUCCAAAUUUUGCGUAUGCUUAUACUUUGCAAGGCCAUGAGCAUUCUUCCAAUGAUUCUUCAGAUUCUGCCAAGACAUGUUAUAGAAAGGCGCUAGCAUGCGAUCCUCAACAUUAUAAUGCUUAUUAUGGGUUGGGUACAAGUUCUAUGAAAUUAGGUCAAUACGAAGAAGCUUUAUUAUAUUUUGAAAAAGCAAGAUCAAUCAAUCCUGUCAACGUAGUUUUGAUCUGUUGCUGUGGUGGUUCUUUAGAAAAACUAGGUUAUAAGGAAAAGGCAUUACAGUAUUAUGAACUAGCAUGCCAGUUACAACCGACCUCUUCGUUAUCUAAAUACAAAAUGGGUCAGUUGUUAUAUUCCAUGACGAGAUACAACGUUGCAUUACAAACAUUUGAAGAAUUGGUGAAAUUAGUCCCUGAUGAUGCCACUGCUCAUUAUUUAUUGGGGCAAACAUAUAGAAUAGUUGGUAGGAAAAAAGAUGCUGUAAAAGAACUAACCGUGGCUAUGAAUUUGGAUCCAAAGGGUAAUCAAGUUGUCAUUGAUGAAUUACAAAAAUGUCACAUGCAAGAAUAA